Molecule: messenger RNA, 1083 nt
Organism: Mangifera indica (mango)
Lineage: Eukaryota; Viridiplantae; Streptophyta; Magnoliopsida; Sapindales; Anacardiaceae
Product: 26S proteasome non-ATPase regulatory subunit 9-like
Exons: 6
Coding region: 167-859 (230 amino acids)
Biological process (GO): proteasome regulatory particle assembly
Cellular component (GO): cytoplasm; nucleus
Molecular function (GO): protein binding
Source: RefSeq, a predicted model, not a curated record
UCAUCAGGAGCCGGGUGGAAGCCUUGGGUUUUCUUCAAAAUUUGAAACAGUUAAUUUGGGGCAGAAGGAUGGAGAUUUGAUUUAGUUUAGUUUGUAUAUAUGCAAACAUUUUAGUCAUUUCAUAUUAAAUUUUUGCUUCAUCCAACAGAAAUUGGCCCGGUCAAGAAUGGUGGGAGCAAAUUUGAAAGCGGAGGCAAUGAGUUUGAUGGAAAAGCGAACGGCCGUCGAAGCCGAGAUGAACGCCAUCAUCCAACGUCUCUCUACACCUGACGGCCCUGGUCUGUCCGGCAAUCUCAUAGACGCUGAGGGCUUUCCUCGUUCUGAUAUUGAUAUACCUCUUGUUCGAGCUGAACGGCGUCGUCUAGCUGAGUUGCGAAAUGAUCAUAAGGAGAUUACUGAGAAAAUAAAUGAAAAUAUACAACUUCUGCAUUCGGGUAGGGUCUCUACUGUAUCUACAUCUGUCAAAGAUGCAGGUAACAAUGCAGAGUCAAAUAAUCAAAACCCAUCGCUUGUCAAUGCUGCUUCGUCUGCAUCCCCAAGCAAUUUUAUUCAGAGAGAUUCUUCUGCUGCCUUGGAUGUGGAUGUGAUUAUCAGCAAACCGUUUGCACUUAUUGAUGAAAUUACUGAUGCAUCUCCAUCGGCAGAGGAUGGCUUACAGCUUGGAGAUCAGAUUGUGAAAUUUGGAAAUGUAGAAGCUGGUGAGAAUUUGCUACAAAGGCUUGCUUUUGAAGGCCAGUCAAAUCAGGGUCAAGCAGUACCUGUAGAAAUAAUGAGGCAAGGUGCUCUCAUCAACUUGUCAGUGACACCCCGAAAAUGGCAAGGCAGGGGUUUGCUGGGAUGUCAUUUCCGGAUCUUAUAGGUGGUCACAAUUUCAAUUCAUAUUUUGGAGGAUGUGAUACUUGGUAAGGUGUUUUCUUACUGGUGUAAUGUGUGGAUUUGAUGGACUUAUUUGACACAAAAACCCUAUUUGUCUGUCUUUGUAUCUAUAAAACAAUUUAAUAUAUUGUCUAACCCUUUUACAAAUUCUACUGAUGUGUUCAAUGGUAUUAUCCUCUUGAUUGAAUAGACACCGAUCAUUCGCUA